AAAGAUUCACCCGCCUCUGCCUCCUAAGUGCUGGGAUUAAAGGUGUGUGCUGCCACCACCCAGCUUCAUUUUAAUAGAUAUUUUGAACUGGGUCUUCAAUUGAAGGAAUAAUGAAUCACCUAAGAUAGAAAGCCAAUAGGAGCUAUCUGGCUAUGUUUGGCUUUGCAUAUCUUUGAGUAGCCCUCCAUCUUCUCUGGACGUCAUGACCGUCUUGCCUGUCUUCAUGCUUGCUGUCUUGAGACUUACUGUAAGUAAAGAACUGCUUUGUUUGGGGUAUUCUUUAUUUUGGAAUGUUGUCAUUUUCCCUUCAAAAUUGAUUUAGUUGUGACUGAGGGGAAAGACUGAAGAGCCUGCUGUCAUCAAGAUUGCAUUUCUGAAGAGGCUCAAUCUCUGGAAGGAAAAUGACUGUCAAUAGAAGCUGUCCAGCUAAGAGUCACCAUGUCCUUGAAUCUCAGACUCAAGAGCUCUCACCCUGGAAAACAACUUGCCUGACUGGUCACGGGAAUCAUUAGAGAAAGAAGGUGGACCAGUUGUCAGGCUGAACACUCCCAGUGAGGAGUGGGAUGAACGAAAUUGCAGCUAUCAGUGAUAGUUUGUGGAUUCCUCUAAAAUAGUGGCCACCAUUUUAAUUAGUUUUUAAUGUGACAGUUUGCUGCCAUAAAUCUGAUUGCCAGCGUGUAGAGAAUUCAUCUGUCUGUCUUUUGCGUCACAGUGGCUCUGCUUCUUUCUGGCUUGGAAACAGUCUACAAGAGGACGUGCCCCGAGCGCUUCUCAUGUUUGCUGGGCGUUUGCAGCUCGUUAGGUCUGUCAUAAACUGUAAGGUUUGCAUCUCCUCAGAGGUUUGAGAUUAGUUCACAAGAUUCAGAAAAACACAGAGGAGAUGAGAUAUACUGGUGCCAGCUUUGCAAAGUAAUUGUAUUUCACUACUUUAGUCAGUAAUCUAAUCUAUACAUUGGCUAAACGUGAACCUGCUGUUCCAAGGUCAUUCCAAAGACACCUUCAUUUCAGUAGAGGACUGUAAGGCCAUCUUUCUCCUUAAGAAACUGCAGGGCUUAGGAAAAACUUUUUGUUUUGGUUUUUGUUGUGUCAUUUCUAAUCUGUUCAUUUAUGUGAGUGUGUGUGCGCCUGAGUUUUAUACUCGCCAAUUGUACUAGGUGCCCUCGGACCUAGAGCACGUGAGGUGUCUGCAGUUGGAACUAAAGGCCGUUCUGAGCCCUCCAGUGUGGGUGUGGAGACCCCAGCUUGGGUUCCCUGCAGGAGUAUUAUGCUUUUACCCACUGAGUUCCUUUUGUUUUUUAAUCUGUACUCGAUCGCGGGCUCUCCUUUGGCAGGAGAAAGAGGAGGCACUCUAAACUCUGCAGUCAGCUUCUACUAAGGCUCCUGCCUCUCACUCCUGCCUUGUCCAGGCGCACCACAGUUAGGAUACGGGCAAAAAUCCCUCCUAAGCAGAAGGACCUCCAGCUGAAAACACUAAACGAGGAACCUGUUCCUCCCGCCAUGCUGCCUCUUGGUAGAUCCUUGUUGUGGCUCAAGGAUUUAUCUUCGUCAUAUACACACUGAGAACAGGAAACCAUUAAUUCCAGGGGUCAGGGUUGGGUUCUAUCUAUCAACAUUAGAGAGUAGGAGUUUGUAAAACUAACUCCAUUAUUCCUUGCUGCGGGUGAAAGCCCUUUAUUAAGGCUUGUUGCAGGCCUGCUGUUGCCGGAGUUGGAAGACCCAAAUUGUGCUUAGCCCACGCGCAGCACCGUUGAGUGGGGGCUGCGCAGCCGCAGUAGGAGGGUCUGGGCCUGUACUAUGGGGCAACGACCGACCGUUCUGGCAUCAACCGUCUUCCUCGCCUGGUUCACUUCAUCCACCUGAAUGAGCAGCCAUGGCCUGGACUGUGAGCAUCCUGCGAACCAGCAAAAGAGUGAGUGCAGCUUUAGUAGAUCUCAGGGACCUGAGCAUAGCUCUGCGGCCCCGUCGGGUGCUGCGUGUGCCCCUCAGCCGGGCCUGGUGGAGCGUCACUCCCACGUCCCCCAUGUCGACCCUGAAGGGUAAACUUAUCCAGCAAAUCAGCUCCGAAGAGCCCAUUCUCCACAACAAGGUCUCCAUUAUAGGAACUGGAUCAGUUGGCAUGGCCUGUGCCAUCAGCAUUAUAGCGAAAGGCUUGACUGAUGAACUUGCCCUUGUUGACAGUAAUGAAGAAAAAAUGAAGGGUGAGACGAUGGAUCUCCAGCAUGGCAGUGUCUUCAUGAAAAUGCCAAAUAUUGUUUGCAGCAAAGAUUUCCACGUCACUGCCAACUCUGAGUUAGUGGUUAUCACAGCAGGUGCACGCCAAGAGAAAGGCGAAACGCGCCUGAAUUUAGUCCAGCGGAACGUAGCCAUCUUUAAGGUGAUGAUCGCCAGUAUUAUCAAACACAGCCCCCGCUGCAAAUUGAUUAUCGUUUCCAAUCCAGUGGAUAUCUUAACGUACGUAGCCUGGAAACUGAGCGGGUUUCCCAAAAACCGUAUUAUUGGAAGUGGCUGCAACUUAGAUACUGCUCGCUUCCGUUACAUGCUUGGCGAGAGGCUUGGGAUUCACUCUGAAAGCUGCCACGGGUGGGUCCUUGGGGAGCAUGGAGACUCAAGUGUCCCCGUGUGGAGUGGAGUGAACAUCGCUGGCGUUCCUCUGAAAGAGCUGAAUUCCGCCAUAGGAACUAGCAAAGACCCCGAGCAGUGGGGAAAUGUCCACAAAGAAGUAAUUGCCAGUGCCUAUAACAUUAUCAGAAUGAAAGGCUAUACCUCCUGGGCCAUUGGCCUGUCUGUAGCUGAUAUUGCAGAAAGUAUUCUGAAGAAUCUCAGGAAAACACAUCCAGUUUCCACCAAAAUUAAAGGUCUAUAUGGAAUAAAAGAAGAGGUGUUUCUCAGUGUGCCUUGUAUCCUGGGAGAAAAUGGCAUCUCCGAUAUUAUAAAGGUAAAGCUGAGCCCCACAGAGGAAGCCCAGAUGGUAAAGAGUGCAGAAACACUUUGGAAAAUUCAGAAAGAUAUCAAGUUUUAAGCCAGCCCUGUAAAGCUGCCGAAGACAACAGAUGCAGUAUAUGCGGAUGUGGCGUGAACUGGGGAUUCUGAAGGAUGGCGGUCUUGGUUUGGUCUCCUGUUGUGUGGCAUCCAGCUGCAGGGUGGCUUUGCCUUUUCAGUUUCUGAGUGACUGCAUUAAAGGUAUUUUUGGUGUUUCAA
Molecule: messenger RNA, 3198 nt
Organism: Myodes glareolus (Bank vole)
Lineage: Eukaryota; Metazoa; Chordata; Mammalia; Rodentia; Cricetidae
Source: RefSeq, a predicted model, not a curated record